UUAAUAUGAUAAAGGUUAGAAAUUGGCACAUCAUAUUGCAAGUGCAUACUUCCGAUCUGUUUACACAAACGAUGAUUCAUGUUAUCUGAAGAUGAUGACUUGGAUUGUACUAUAAUUUACAGAAAUGUUUGAUCUCCUGGACAUCGGGUCUGUUACAAGCACAUGUUUGGUUGCUUUGGUUACAUGUUUCGUGAUUUAUUGGGCGAUGCAGAAAUGGAAGUAUAAAUAUCCGCCCGGCCCUCUAGGAUUACCUGUUAUAGGCAAUGCUCUACAAAUUGACGUAAAUAAAUUGCACGAACAGGCGUUUAAGUGGUCUAAACAAUAUGGUCCUGUGAUAACAAUCGGAGUUGGCCCUAUUCCAUUUGUGUUCGUGAACACCAUUGACACUGCUUUGGAGGUACUGGUGAAAAGGUCUACAGAUUUUGCUGGACGAAUGUUAACGAAUUCGUUUGACACGUUCACAUACGGAGGAAAAGACAUUGCUUUCAGUAGUUAUGGGCCAACAUGGAAACUUCAAAGAAAGAUUGCAUCAAAAGCUUUACGCACCUAUAUGCAAGGGAAUGCGUUACAAGAUCGUGUCCAUGAAGCUGUGUCAACAGCCAUUAUUGAGUUAGAUAAAGUACGUGGAGAGUUUGAUCCAGAACCCUACAUCAACUUUCUGGUCGGCAACAUUCUGACUGGACUUUGUUUUGGGGGAAAGUACAAUUUCGAUGAUGAAGAAGUCAAAUACAUCCUCGUUAAGAAAGACCAUCUUGCUGAGAAACUUGGGAUAGGAACUUGGGAAGAUUAUAUUCCUGGUUUGAAAUAUGUCUACAAGACAGACGCAUUUAAGUUUGUUGAAAACUUUGUUGAAGAAGUACAUGACGUUUACAUAACUAACAAGCUAAAAGAGGCUGAGAAAACAUUUGACAAAGAUAACCUUAGACACUUCGCAGACACUCUUAUACUUGCAAGAAUGGAAGCAGAAGCAGAGGAAGAAGGUGUAGAUAUAGAGACCACAUUGUCCGAUCAGCAUCUUGUCCAAACAAUCUCAGAUAUUUUCUUUGCGGCUAUAGACACAUCUAGAUUCACUUUGAAAGCAGCUAUUCUUCACAUGGUGGCUUUUCCCGACAUACAAGACAAAGUACAAGAUGAAAUAGACAAAGUAGUGGGAAAGGAAAUAUUACCGUGCAUAAAUGAUCGUCCUCGUCUUGGUUACACGGAAGCUGUAUUACACGAAAGCAUGCGUCUAGGCACUGUGGCACCGCUGGGUGCCCAACAUAAGACAUUGUGUGACACUGAAGUUUUUGGUUUUCGGAUUCCAAAGGGAACCAUUGUUGCUAUCAACCACUGGACCUUACACAAUGAUCCAGGCGCAUGGGAAGAAGUCGAGCGAUUUAUUCCUGAGAGAUAUUUGGACGACAAGGGAAAACUAGGCCCUAAGCCUAAGAGCUGGUUGCCUUUUUCUGCUGGAAAAAGAGUUUGUCUCGGGGAAUUUGUAGCAAAGCCAAAACUUCAUCUGAUUUUUGCGUGUCUGAUGCAGCGUUACAGGUGGAGAAUGGUGUCAGGAAAGUGCCCGGAUUUAAAUCAGAUUGGUGGUAUUAAUGGACUUACAUAUAAAGGUUAUAAAGUAAUUGCAGAAAGAAGAGUCUAAGGAAUUAGAAAAGGUUGAUUGAAUAUCAUUGAAUAAGAAGGCUAUAAGCAAAAUGAAAUAUUGUUUCUUGAUAUUUCUGAUUAUUGUUUUAGUACUUUUAUGAUUAUGUACAUUCGAGUAUCAGCGUGUCAUAGGUAUUUCACAAGAAACGUUACAAAAUUCCGAUAAGGGUAAAUGCGUAUUAGGAUGUGGGAGGGAUAAGGGAGAGGUUCAUGGGCAUUUUACUAGUUUACCAGAAGGGCUUGUCUGAUAUUUUUGCCCAAUUUUCACAAAGAAUCGUGACUUUUAUCAAAAAGCUUGAUAUAAUAUUAUGCUUUAUUCAAAUUUUUAAACAUUAUGGACAAACGCAGUGGAUGCCAGGGUUUUAUUUUAUUUUUAAUGUUUUAUAGCAGUUGUGGAUACUGUAUAAUGAGCUAAACGAAAGUUAUGGGAAAAAAUGUGAUCAACGUCAGAUAAUGUUAUCAAUAGAAAUAUGUAAACGACAUAUAUUUUUAACAAAGAAAUGCAUGACCGCCUCCGUGGUCGAGGGGUUAGAGUCGAUGACUUCUAAUCCAGUUACCUCUCUGGCGUGGGUUCGAUCCCCGGGAGAUGCUUUGGUAGUUUAGCGCGGAGGAAGGUAAUCAAGUACUGGUGUAACUCUGGUUAGGAAACUACCCACCCAUAUGACUGAAAUACUGUUGGAAAAAGGCGUAAAAUGAAACAAACAAACAAACAAUAGAGACAACUAUAGUAUCUCUUUAACUCCUUGCAAAUUAGGGUGAUGCUCGGGUCUACACUGAACGGUUGGACUCGGUGGUUAUCUAUCGUUUUGUCAAUUUCUAAAAAAAAUUGAUAUUAAUCUAUACCUAUAACUUGUGGGCAAAAACUCAGUUCAUUCGCUUACUCCUUUUUUUUCAGAAUAAUCAUUUUUAUUUUGCAAAAUUACCUAAAAAUUGAAGAGCGUUAAAGCACGUUUAACACACAUUGGGCAAGGAAUCACACUAUAUAUGGAUUUUCAAAUUCAUUCUGAAUAUACAUAUAUCUUUUUCAUAUUUUUCUGUUUUAGUACACAUGUUAAUCUCUGUAAGAUUUUCAGAUUGUCCUCAGUUAAGGUUUAAAAUUUUUUUUG
Molecule: messenger RNA, 2741 nt
Organism: Ruditapes philippinarum (Manila clam)
Lineage: Eukaryota; Metazoa; Mollusca; Bivalvia; Venerida; Veneridae
Product: steroid 17-alpha-hydroxylase/17,20 lyase-like
Exons: 11
Coding region: 125-1633 (502 amino acids)
Molecular function (GO): iron ion binding; heme binding; monooxygenase activity
Source: RefSeq, a predicted model, not a curated record